Racocetra fulgida is the source of this 708-nucleotide messenger RNA. Lineage: Eukaryota; Fungi; Glomeromycota; Glomeromycetes; Diversisporales; Gigasporaceae. The record is from the annotation of a GenBank genome assembly.
AUGGAAAUGGUUGACGCCAAUGGAAACCUUUUACAAGUUGAUUCCACUUUAAAUUCCGAUCUAUUCUUUGCUUUAAGAGGAGCAGGUGGUGGAAGUUACGGCAUAAUAACAUAUUUUGUCUUUCGUAUUUAUCGAACGCCACCACAAGUUACUUCCAUGAAAUUGGAAUUUGAUAGUGCAAAUAUGACAAAUAUGAAUCAAGUAUAUAAGCUGUUUCAUGCUUUCAAUGAAGUUGGUCCAUCACUUGACGAUGGUAUUGCACUUAAAAUGAAGUUGGAUAAAAGAUCAUCAUCAAUUACUGGAUUAUAUUUAGGUCCACGUACCGAAGCGCUAAAUGCAAUGAAAGAAUUCUUAUCUAAAGCACCAGAUCCGAGUUUAUUAGAAUUUGAUCAACAAACAUUUUUUGAAGCUGUUGCAACACUUUCUAAAUCACCUGAUAAAUAUGAGGUUGUGAAUCCAGUGCAUCAUCCAAAUUUCUUUAAAGCAAAAUCUUUUAUUGUUAAUAAGGGUAAAGGAUUAACUAAUCGAGCUAUAGAUUCUUUGGUUAAUUUUUUGAAUAAUGCUACUUGCGAAACUUUUGCUUCACUCGAUUUAUACGGUGGCGCUGUAAAUAAUUAUGAUAGCUCUUCUUCUUUUAUACAUCGCGAUGCACUUUAUUGUAUACAAAUGGAAUCUGAUUGGACAGGUAACGAACAAACUACUGGAUGU